CUUUGAUUCAGUUUCUCUCCAAAUCUCGAGCUUUCGGGAAGCUAAUUGUGCGCGAUAGUGGUGCGUUAUGUCGGACAAAUAAUUUAUUUAUGAUUUUUGUUAUUUUAUUUUUUACUCUACGUAACUCACGUUAGAGAAACGUAUUUUUUGGACAAGCUCUAAUUAUAAUAUGCUAAUAAAAUUGAAUCUAAUCAUUUCAUUGUGAAAAAUAAGGAUAAAAGAUGGCUGAUCGCGGAAGUUUUUUGCGACGAUUUCUAUCUGCCUUGUUUUUUCUAUUGGUGUUAGUAGAACAUAUCCCGUCUGCUCUGGCCGAAGAUGGUCACUGCAUAUGGUACGGCGUUUGUGCGAACAGCACAGAACAUAAAAUGAUGAAUUGUUUCUAUGAUGGACCCGCUAAACCGAUCGAAGAAAAGGCAAUGAAAAUAAUUGAGCAAUAUUGUCCCGAGAUAGCCAAAGGAGGUUAUUCGUGCUGCAAUUACGAACAACUGAACCAGCUCAAAGUGAAUAUCGCCCUUGCGGAAAAUUUGCUGGGGAGAUGCCCGACGUGCUUUCAGAACUUUUUGAAGCCGAUCUGUGGAAUGGCCUGCGCCGUCGAUCAGAGCAAAUACUUGAAGCCAGUUCAAACAGAACAGUUCAACGGUACACAUCGCAGGAUAUCUGAGAUCGAUUACUACCUGAGUAAAACUUUCAUGGAUGGCAUCUACAACUCAUGCUCUGAGGUUAAGCUUACGUCAACAAACGAGCGAUCCAUAAAGGUGAUGUGCGGUCAGUGGGGAGACGCGUGCUCGGCGCAACGUUGGUUCGAUAACAUGGGGGACGCUUCCAACUAUCAAGUGCCCUUCCAGAUUAACUAUAAGGCCACUGACGUGCCCGUCGAUGGGUACACGCCCUACGCUCCGAUAGCCGAGCCCUGCAAUGUCGGAACGAAGGGCAUGCCGGGCUGCUCGUGCCUGGACUGCGAGGCGUCGUGCCCCGCGCCCCCGCCGCGCCCCCCGCCCCCGCAGCCGUUCUCCAUCGCGGGCUUCGACGGCUACGCAAUCGUCAUGACCAUCGUAUUCUGUAUCUUCUCGACGCUGUUCCUCACGGGCGUCUUCUGUUGCAAUCAAACCGAAAACCUCGUUGAGUGCGGCCCCGAGACGAGCCCGCUGCACGAGCGCCGCGCCAGUACGUACCCGCCCCUACUGCAUACGCACGGUGUGUCUUCAGACAACAAUCAAGAGAUGGGAACAAACGCGUCGGGCACGCGCUGGACCAUGGAGGCCACCGAUGGCGACGAGACAGACGCGACGUUCCUCGAGAAGCUCGGUGCUGCGACGGAAUCCAAAAUUGAAGACUUCUUCCAGUGGUGGGGCUGCGUCAUGGCCUCCUCGCCUUGGCUGGUCCUCUUCUCUGGUUUGUGCGUUGUGGUGAUCCUCGGCUCCGGCAUCACGUACAUGCAGGUGACCACCGACCCCGUGGAGCUGUGGGCCUCGCCCACCUCGCGCUCCAGGGUCGAGAGGCAGCGGUUCGAUUCCUACUUCGAACCUUUCUACAGGACAGAAAUGUUAAUAAUCAGCUCGAAAGGUCUGCCCGAGAUCGAACACGCGAACCUGACUUUCGGGCCUGUGUUCAACGCCACCUUCAUGCUGGACGUGUUCGACCUGCAGUCCAAGAUCUUAGAGCUCGGCAACGAGUCCGGGAUCCAGAACAUUUGCUACGCGCCGCUGUCGUCGCCCUUCCGCGGCCCCGUCACCAGCAAGGACUGCGUGCUGCAGAGCGUGUGGGGCUGGUGGCAGAACGACAAGUCCGAGUUCUCCUACGAGGACAACGAACACCUGGACAAGAUCCUGCAGUGCUCCAGCAACCCGAUCUCGGUGGACUGCCUGUCGUCGUACGGCGGGCCCGUCCUGCCCGGCGUGGCGCUGGGCGGCUUCCUGCCGCGCGGCGACCAGCUCUCUGCCCACGCGCCCUACCACCGCGCGCAGGCACUCAUCCUCACCUUUCUCGUCAACAACAAGCAGGACAAGUCCCAGCUGAAACAAGCACUGGAGUGGGAGAAGACGUUCAUUGCGUUCAUGAAGAACUACACGGAGAAGGCGAUGCCGGGCUACAUGGACAUCGCGUACACGUCGGAGCGCUCCAUCGAGGACGAGCUGGACCGCGAGUCCAAGUCGGACGUGUACACCAUCCUCGUGUCCUACUUCAUCAUGUUCGCGUACAUCGCCAUCGCGCUCGGCCGCUUCACCACCUUCUCGCGGCUGCUCAUCGACAGCAAGAUCACGCUCGGGCUCGGCGGUGUGGUUAUCGUGUUGGCGUCUGUGGUGUGCUCCAUGGGCAUCUUCGGGUUCUAUGGAGUGGCGGCCACGCUUAUCAUCGUGGAGGUCAUCCCGUUCCUGGUGCUGGCCGUCGGCGUCGACAACAUCUUCAUCCUGGUGCAGACCCACCAGCGCGAGCCGCGCCGCCCCGACGAGACCGUCGAGCAACACAUCGGUAGAAUGCUCGGCAAGGUGGGCCCGUCGAUGUUCGUGACGUCGGUGUCGGAGUCGGUGUGCUUCUUCCUGGGGGCGCUGAGCGACAUGCCGGCCGUGCGCGCCUUCGCGCUGUACGCCGCCGUGGCGCUGCUCGUGGACUUCCUGCUGCAGGUCACCUGCUUCGUGGCGCUGCUGGCGCUGGACACGCGCCGACAACUCGACAACAGGUUCGAUAUAUUCUGCUGUCUGCGGGGCACCAAAACAGACCUGGCAGAACAAGGUGAAGGAGCAUUGUACAACCUGUUUCAACAUUUCUAUGUACCUUUCCUGAUGAAGAGGGAAGUCAGAGCCUCAGUCAUGAUUAUAUUCUUUGCUUGGCUCUGCUCGUCUGUUGCUGUAGCGCCUCACAUCGACAUCGGACUAGACCAAGAGCUGUCUAUGCCCCACGACAGUUUCCAGUUGAAGUACUUCCAGCAUCUGAACCGCUACCUGAACAUCGGUCCGCCGGUCUACUUUGUGCUCACGGACGCCGAGACGGACGCCAAGCUGAACUACUCCACCCCCGACGUGCAGAACUUGCUGUGCGGCUCGAGGUUCUGUAGACCCGACAGUCUCGCCAUGCAGAUAUACGCUGCGUCCCGCAGCCCGGCCGACACGUACAUCGCGGCUCCAGCCAACUCUUGGCUCGACGACUUCUUCGACUGGUCUGUCUCACCGGAGUGCUGCUUCUACUUCCAGUCCAACAACAGCUUCUGUCCCAGCGACACUCAACCCGACGAUUGUGCCGCUUGCAACAUAAAGUUGGUGCAGCCGGAAGAGCGUCCCAGCCCGCAGGACUUCAGCACGUACCUGCCGUACUUCCUGCAGGACAACCCGUCGAGCCGCUGCGUCAAGGGAGGCCACGCGGCCUACUCGCACGCCGUCAACCUGCGCUCGCACAGCCAGAACACCACCGGGAUCGGCGCCACCUACUACCAGAGCUACCACACGGUCCUGCGCAGCAGCUCGGACUACUACGGCAGCCUGCGGGCGGCGCGCGCGCUGGCGGGCUCGCUCACGGAGACGCUCAACGCGCACCUCCGCGACCUGGGACACUCCGCCACCGUCAACGUCUUCCCCUACUCGGUCUUCUACGUCUUCUACGAGCAGUACCUCACCAUGUGGUCCGACACCCUCAAGAGCAUGGGCAUCUCCGUGCUCUCCAUAUUCUUCGUCACCUUCGUGCUCAUGGGCUUCGAUCUCUUCUCGGCUCUUGUAGUCGUAGUGACCAUCACUAUGAUUGUUGUUAAUCUCGGCGGCCUCAUGUACUGGUGGGGCAUCAGUUUGAAUGCAGUCUCGCUUGUAAAUUUGGUGAUGGCGGUGGGCAUAUCGGUGGAGUUCUGCUCGCACCUGGUGCACUCGUUCAGCGUGUCGGCGGGGCGCGGGCGCGGGGAGCGCGCGGCGGACGCGCUGCUGCGCAUGGGCUCGUCCGUGCUGUCCGGCAUCACGCUCACCAAGUUCGGCGGCAUCAUCGUGCUCGCCACGGCCAAGAGCCAGAUCUUCCAGGUGUUCUACUUCCGGAUGUACCUCGGGAUUGUGCUGUUCGGUGCGGCCCACGGACUCGUAUUCCUGCCGGUUAUGCUCAGCUAUAUCGGCAUAACCCGUCGCCGGGGACGCUGGCGAGUGUCCCGGAGCGGCCCCACCUACGGCAGUCUGAGCACGGCCGCCGAGCCGCACCCCUCGAGCAGCGCCCUCACCGACGAAAUGUAGCACCCCUGUGUGUGUGUGUGUGACCAACUUUGACGUGUAUUAAUAAUGUAAUCUACAGCAUUUUACAGUUUUUACUGGUGGUAGGACCUCUUGUGAGUCCGCGCGGGUAGGUGCCAGCACCCUGCCUAUUUCUGCCGUGAAGCAGUAAUGCGUUUCGGUUUGAAGAACAGGGCAGCCGUUGUAACUGUACUGAGACCUUAGAACUUAUGUCUCAAGGUGGGUGGCGCAUUUACGUUGUAGAUGUCUAUGGGCUCCAGUAACCACUUAACACCGGGUGGGCUGUGAGCUCGUCCACCCAUCUAAGCAAUAAAGAAAGAAAUGUAUUGUCAAAUUGCGCUAAUGAGCCAAAGGUAACAAUGACCCGUGAUCGAAUCUGAACCGUAUUACGACAUGGAUCCAGGUUUUUUUCCCUACGGGCGAGUAGGUGAGCUCACGGAGCUCAAACUUGACGUUGUUGCUAACACUGGCCCUAGUAAGAGCAGUGCUUCGUAGAAUCUACCACCGGAUCGGAAACGCGACCCACUGAGAAGAUCCGGCGAGAAACUCAGUGGGCGACCCAGUUAUGCUUGUCGUAGUCUUCUAUAGAAGCGUCUUUCCUAAGCAAGACGUUAAUAAGACGCAGAUAGAAGGCGCAGAACCUAUCCUAAAUACCCUAAUACCCUAAAUGAUUACAGUUAACACCUAGCCAUAUACGUUGUCCACGGCAUAGUCGAAAUGAUAGAUACACGUCCUGGUAGGUACAACAUUGACCCUGAAUAAUGAAAAAUGGUAUAAUAAUUAUUAUACAAAGCAAAUUUAGCGUUACCACUGAAAGAGCACAACGCCAGGUGGACUAAGAGCACGUUUGAUAUUCUAAAAAUACUGAAAUCAUUCCUUUAAUUUUAAUAUGCAUAAUAUUAUUUGUACGAAACAUAUUACGAACGUCCAACGAUUAUAAUUUUAUCAAAAUUGAUGUUCCCAAUGAAAUAAAUAAAAAAUAUUAUUAAUAAAUAAAUUUUAACACAUUUAUAAGGGAUGGGUUGAUAAUUUUUUCCAAAAUUUAAUGGUGCUUGUGUAUGUGCGCAAUGUGUGCAAUUCGUUCUGCAGAUCUCGUAAGAGGCGAAAUAAUGCAUUAUGUGAUUGAUUGUAUGCAAUCGAGGACUAUUCAAAGUUUUAGAUUUUCAUAAAUUUAAGGUAACUUCAAAUUGUCUUUUUUCUGAUAUAGUGUAUUGUGAAUUAUAUACCUAAACGUGUACUUAGACUUUGCUUUGUGCUAAUACUUAAGUAUUCUCAUUUAUUUGCUCACAACUACCAUUUUAAAAAACAAAAAUUAACAAAUUAACAGCUCUGGUAACAUUAUUCAGAGUAACAAACUCAAAAAUCAUAUAUUUAAAAUGUUUAAUAAAUUUUAUUUGAUUGUUAUUAUUAACUUUUAAUAUAUUUGAUAUGUAUAUAAUGAUAUAUUAUUCUUAAUAUAGAAUUAAACUAAAAAAAAUUAGCGAUAUUUUCUGAAAAUGUCAUGCUAAGUUAAAAAUAAUUUGAGCUUGUCAGAGAUACAAACAUUAAUAUUAUGAAUAAUAUUAUUGUCUUCGACGAUAUCAUAGCGAUAUAAGAUAUAAAAUUAUAUGUAUUCAACUAUAAAGUAUUAAUUUAAGAAGCUAAUGUUUUAUUAAAACCAAAGAGAACUCUGUUCUUGCAUAGAGUAUUGUAUUAUAUUUUAUUAGUUUCAUUUCUAGAUCAAUUAUUUAAAAUGUGUAUAUUUGAAAUUUAAUUAUGUAAUGUAGGGAGUUUUUUCUACUUGCGAUAGAGUGGUAUAUUUCAGCAAUAUGCAACGGUAACACCGGUUUGUAUAUUUUUGUCACAAAGCAAAUAUGCGUUUGCUUUGUAGGACACUCAAGUGUUCAAAUGGAAAUGAAAUUACUAGCACGCGUCUCAAAGGGACAAUGGCGUUCAUAUCGAGGUAGCAAGGUAACUUUUGGAGUUUCAUACCAGCAGGCCUAAUACUAGCUUAUUUAUAUAUUUACGCCAACAAAAAAAUUGUUGACUAAAUUUGAUAUUGCAGUACGAUUUAGCUUUAGCUGAGUCGGUGAUAAUUUGUUUUCUCUCCAAUUAAUAUUUUUAAUGACUAAUAUUUUAAUGUACUUAUAAGUCUAAAUGAUUAAAUAGUCAAAGUAUUAGAAACUUGUAGUUAUUUAUUGUUCAAUUUAUUUGGAUUAAUAUUAUUUUAAACUAUGUUCAAUUAUAUUUUAUAGGUAGUAACGUUUUCAGUUUUCCUGGGAUGCGGCGUGGGCGUGUGUAGUAGCGUGAGGCAUAUUUAUUCAUCAAGAAUGCGGGUAGUCGUUCUGUCGGUGAUUUUGUAAACGAAAUAUGUGGCUGUGCUUAGUUUUGGUCUUUAUUAAUGUCUUUGCGAUGUUCUUCUUUGGAUAAGGUUUGAAACGAUAGUCUAAGGAUGUAUUUAUGUACCUUGCGCUAUGUUCAGUGUAUCGUUUCGCUAAGAUAUAACGCUAUAACAUUUUCUGCGUAAUAUAGCAUCUUUAAAAGGUAAUAUAAUAAAUCUGCUUGAUUUGUAUAGAGUUGGGGAGAUUACACAAGCGGGGCAUAGAAUAGGUCGUUGCCAUUUUUAGAACAGUGAAAUUAUAACAAUGAAUUUGAAUAUAGCUGCAGUAAUUUUAAUGCUGAAUUUUAUUGAAACGAUAAAAAAUUUAACUGUAAUAAAAUUAGUGUUUACGCUUUCUUAAUGGUGGCUGCACAAAUUCAUACUCCGUCGUACUAUUUCAAUGUACUGUAUGCAGUAAUAAUCUAUUUAUGCAAAUGAUGAGACGUGGUGCUUAAAGGAGACUAACUCGUCCAGCGUUCUGCUCGUAGACGUGGGUUUCACUUUCUAUAGACAACCGCCCUAUUCACCCCUCGGCAAUUCUCGGCGACGGAGGUCAUGGCGAACCACAAUUCAGACAGCGAUUAUAACCGCCUUCUUCACCCCUCGGCAAAUCUCGGCGACGGAGGUCAUGGCGAACCACAAUUCAGACUGCGAUUGUUUAAUAGUUCGCUUUUAAACAUGCGAGACUACUGUUACACUUUUAUACUACGUCAUAUUUUGGCGGCAAUUUUAAUAAUGUCACAGAUAAUAUAUUAUUAUGUAGCGGUCUCAAAUAAGAAUUUAUAGUAAUCCUUUGCAAUCUCGUACCACAUCAGUGAAUAGUUACGAUUCGAUUGGACUCGUCUACGUUCGGUUUCUAUGAAAACGGCACUAAUUGAUCGUUUAAGGAAAUUUAAAACACUUAAUUUUUAAAACGACCGUUAAAAAGUAUUAAGUGGAUUUUGCGUAUACUUUUUAAAUAAUGGUUUAACUAUUUAAAACUAUGUUUUAUUAGAUUUGUUCGGAUAUUUAAAGAGAUAGAACAGAUAAUUUGAGGUUCCUUGCGGAAUUCGUAUUCAAGUGUAGAUAUAUCAUAUAGGUAUGCCUAUUAUAUUCUCCUUGAAAAUUUUGCAAAUUCUGCUUUCAUCGAUUUAUUUCGAUUAUAAUAUGGACAGGUGGUGAGUUCAUUAUAUUAAAACCGUAGCUUAAUUAUUAGAAGAAAAAAAAACUAUUAGUGAUGAUCUAGUACAGUCGAACAACGAAAAUCUCUUUGUGAGUUGAGUUCGAUGAGUUAGAAUACAUUUUGUAGCUUUGUAAUAUACGAUCUUCCUUAAAAUGUGUUUGAACAGUGAUAAAAUGCUCCGAAAUUAGGAGUUUCUCUUCUAGAAUUGAUAGUAUAUUAUAGUGGAUAGGUUCCGAAUAUACUAUUUGCUAGAAAGUACACUGUGCACGCCGAACCCGACUAAAAACUAGAUCAAUGAAGUGGACAGCUGGUAAUUUAAAUGUUACCUCCAUGGAGUUUACGCUUUGUAACAAAUGUGUAGGUACUUACGAAAAGUAUAAAAUAUAUCAGCUAACGUAAAUAAUGUUAAUUGAUAUUGGUAUUGGAAAGAUUUGUAGCAUUUUCCCAUAUUUCCUUAUAAACCUUAUAGCAGUCGAAUCAAAUCAAAUAGAUUUUUAUAUAAGUAUGUCAUGACCGGGGCUUUUGAAUCAUCAUGACUAGCACCGAUUCUGAAAGCAGCUUCAGGGAAACGGUAAGAAACUUACGGCUUAGUCUUUAAACAAAUAUACCUAAUAAUAUGUACGGAAUAUUUAAAUAAAAUAUAAUUAAAUCAGUAUAUUAGUAGAGAUACUUGAACCAGAGGAAACAAGUCUGCACCGGACAAGCAUCUAUACUGUUGCUGUGUGAAGCAGAAAUACAAACAUACAUCAAUAUUGAGAAACGUGUUUUUUUUUUAAUUACCUAAUUACUAAAAGCCUCGGAGCUAUUCUGGUUUCACCGGGUGUCUAGGCGAGCUCACGGGGCUCAGCCUGAGAGACUUUGAGGCCACUGAGUUUCUCGCCGGAUCUUCUCAGUGGGUCGCGUUUCCGAUCCGGUGGUAGAUUCUGCGAAGCACUGCUCUUACUAGGGCCAGUGAUGCUAACACUCCCAGUUUGAGCCCCGUGAGCUCACCUACUAGCUCGGUGAAUCUAGAAUAACCCCUCGAGGUUACUGGAACUUAAAAAAAAGAUACUUUGUUAACACAAGCCCCAACAGGAGCAGUGCUUCGCUGAAUCUACCAUCGGGUCGGAAUCGAAGACUCGUUGAGAAGAUUCGGCGAGAAACUCAGUCGAUAGGAAACGUGACGUAUAAAUAUAUGUAAUAGAUCAAAUAAGAAUAAUAUUUUCUGAUAAAUUUGCUAUAAUAAGACCUAUGUAUGUAUAUGAUCCAGAAAUCUGGAUAUAACACUUAAAUGUUAUAAUGCAAAAUUCUCAAAUAAAAUAUUACCUACUAUUCCAAGCAUGCAUUGGAGUUAAAUUAUUAACAUUCUUAUAAUUAAGGUAAUUUAAGCACAACGUCAAUUGUUAUCGUAAAAGUGAGUUGUAUUUUAAAUGUUUUACAGAAUAUAAUUCCAAUUAAGUAACAUUGACAGCUAUUAUAUUUAAUAAAUUAUGAUAUAAAAUUAUUAUAUAAAAAAUAAAUAUGAGAAUAAUAUUAGUGUUGUUCGUGAUAUGUGUGAUGAUUUUAAUAAAUGUGAGAUUGUGA
Messenger RNA from Bombyx mori (domestic silkworm), 9280 nucleotides. RefSeq names its product NPC intracellular cholesterol transporter 1 (gene Npc1a). Gene Ontology annotation, biological process: cholesterol homeostasis; intestinal cholesterol absorption. The record is from RefSeq and is a predicted model, not a curated record. Bases 222 to 4199 code for a protein of 1325 amino acids. The transcript is spliced from 24 exons. Gene Ontology annotation, cellular component: plasma membrane. Lineage: Eukaryota; Metazoa; Arthropoda; Insecta; Lepidoptera; Bombycidae. Gene Ontology annotation, molecular function: lipid carrier activity; cholesterol binding.